CUUUGUUACUAAUCACGAUUUAAUUAAACAAAUACAUUGUCUCACUCUCACCUAAUCAAAUCUUUUUUCCUCUCUCUCUCUCUCUCUUUCAUACAAUAUGGAGAAAAAUUCUUGGGCCGAUCAGUGGGACAACAACAAUCAAUCGUCGGGAAAAACAACGGACGGCGGCGGAGGUCCGUCGGGGAAAUACAAAGAGAAAGUGGGGGCUGGAUUAGAGAAGACUAAAGCGGUUGCGAGUUCGGGGUUGAAGAAGGUUAAGAUAGGAACGUCUUUGGGUUUUAAUUGGGUUAAAGACAAGUAUACCAAAACCACCACUAAGAAUUGAUUCGUAUCUUUUUUUUUUUUGUAACAAUAAAAUAAUAUGUCUUGAUUCUUAUUUUCUUCUUAAUGAUCGGAGGUAUUUAAAGACUUAUGAAAAAAUUGAUUUGGAUUGGUGUGUUAUAUAUUUUAUGGUUCCGUGGAAAUGAGGUGAUCAAUUGUUUGAUUUGUGAAGAUUGGAGAAUUUUAUAUACCUUUUUUUUCUUGGGUA
Messenger RNA from Camelina sativa (false flax), 529 nucleotides. RefSeq lists its product as uncharacterized. NCBI's taxonomy places the organism in Eukaryota, Viridiplantae, Streptophyta, Magnoliopsida, Brassicales, Brassicaceae. The record is from RefSeq and is a predicted model, not a curated record.